This is a messenger RNA of Ananas comosus (pineapple), 2201 nucleotides long. Its product is annotated as pectinesterase-like. Gene Ontology annotation, biological process: cell wall modification. The coding region runs from base 127 to 1929 and encodes 600 amino acids. NCBI's taxonomy places the organism in Eukaryota, Viridiplantae, Streptophyta, Magnoliopsida, Poales, Bromeliaceae. The transcript has 3 exons. Gene Ontology annotation, molecular function: pectinesterase activity; pectinesterase inhibitor activity. The record is from RefSeq and is a predicted model, not a curated record.
UCUCUCUGCCUUACCUCUCUCUCCGAGGCAGAGAGAAAAAGGGGAGAAAAACCCAAAAAAAAAAAUAAAAAAAAAAUAAAAAAAGAAAAAAGUAAAACAAAGAGAGAAAGAGAGAGAUCUCCGACCAUGUCUGCCUUCCAAGACUUCGGCCCCCUGACGGAGCGGCGACGGGCCGAGAAGCAGCGGACGCAGCGCAAGCGCCUCAUGAUCGGAGGCGCCUCCGCCGCCGUCGUACUCCUCGUCAUCGUCGGCGCCGCCUGCGUCGUCAACCGCGAGAAGACCUCGUCCGAGCCCUCGCGCAGCUCGACCUCCAACGCCGCCGCCGCCGCCGCCGACAGCAGCAUCCACUCCGUCUCCAAGACCGUCAAGAUGCUCUGCUCGCCGACCGACUACAAGGAGUCGUGCGAGAAGGCCCUCUCGAAGGCCGCCGCGAACUCCACCUCCUCGCCCAAGGACCUGAUCAAGGCGGCCGUCGCCGCGAUCGCCGACGAGGUCGACAAGUCCUUCGGCCGCGUCGCCGACAGCGUCAAGAGCGACGACCCCCGCGUGAGGGCCGCGGUCGACGACUGCAAGGAGCUGUUCGGGUACGCGAAAGCCGAGCUCCUGAGGACAAUGAAUGGCAUAGAUGCGCACCGGCUCGACGACCUCCCGAAGAAGGGGCACGAGCUGAGGAUAUGGCUGAGCUCGGUUAUCACGGACCAGGAGACGUGCGUCGAGGGGUUCCCGGAGGGAGAGCUGAAGAAGAAAAUGAAGGACGGGAUGGAGGCCGCGAAGCACCUGACGAGCAACGCAUUGGCGAUCAUCGGAAAGGCGCCGUCGUUCCUCUCCUCCCUUCACGUCCCAGGAGUCAGCGGCGGGCGCCGCCGCCUCCUCGAGGCCGAGGAGGGGAGGGAGCUCCGCGGCGACGGUUUUCCGGCUUGGCUCUCGAGCAAAGAGCGGCGAGCUCUCAAAGGGCAGGCUAAGAACAAUCUCACGCCUAAUCUCGUUGUGGCCAAAGACGGGACCGGUAACUUCACCACCAUCAACGACGCCAUUAACGCCGUGCCCAAGACCUAUGAUGGGAGGUUUGUGAUAUAUAUAAAAGAGGGCGUGUACGAGGAGCAAGUGAUCGUGCCGAAGCAGAUGGUGAACCUGACAUUGUUUGGAGAUGGCUCGAGGAAGACGAUUAUCACCGGAAGCAGGAACGUUGCCGAUGGCAACAACAUGACAACCUACAAAAGUGCAACUGUUGCUGUUCAUGGGGAUGGGUUCGUGGGCACGGGCAUAGGAUUCCGCAACACGGCAGGGGCGAUCAAGCACCAGGCGGUGGCGCUGCGCGUGCAGUCGGACCGGUCCGUUUUCCUGAACUGCCGGAUGGAGGGCUACCAGGACACGCUCUACGCGCACUCGAUGCGGCAGUUCUACCGCAACUGCAUCAUCUCCGGCACCGUCGACUUCAUCUUCGGCGACGCCGCCGCCGUCCUCCAGAACUGCAUCCUCGUCGUCCGCCGCCCGCUCGACAACCAGCAGAACAUCGUCACCGCGCAGGGCCGCUCCGACGGCCACCAGCCCACCGGCUUCGUCGUCCACCACUGCCGCAUCAUCCCCGACGGCCGCCUCGUCCCCGACAAGCUCGCCAUCCGCAGCUACCUCGGCCGCCCCUGGCGCGAGUACUCCCACACAAUCAUCAUGGAGUCGCAGAUCGGCGACUUCAUCAGCCGCGACGGAUACCUCCCCUGGGACGGCGACUUCGGCCUCAAGACGCUGUCCUACGCCGAGUACAACAACAAGGGCGCCGGCGCCGACACAGCCGCCCGGGUGCGCUGGCCCGGAUACAGAACCAUCACCAGCCGCGACGACGCCGCCAAGUACACGGUGGCCGCCUUCUUGAACGGCGAUCAGUGGAUUCGGAGCACCGGAACUCCGGUCCGGUUGGGUUUGUACCAGUAACUUACUGCAACUUAUUACCGGAGGAGUUACAUGCAUCUGAGGAAAAGAAAAGAAAGCGUAGAAUGUAUGUAACAAACGGCUAGCUAUAUAUAAAUUAAUCAUAGUCCCAAAGAUCUAAUUUUUUGAAGGAACUUCUAUAUAUAUAUAUAUGCUACUUAAACUGGAUGUAUCAGUGUUCAUAAGUACAUCUUAAAGCGCGUAAUUUGAGUUUGACACACUGACGUAAUAAAGAAUAAGGGCUUGAUCGAAGCCCUUAAUUUGUUUUUGUUUCA